Messenger RNA from Cajanus cajan (pigeon pea), 733 nucleotides. RefSeq names its product cyclin-dependent kinases regulatory subunit 1. Lineage: Eukaryota; Viridiplantae; Streptophyta; Magnoliopsida; Fabales; Fabaceae. The record is from RefSeq and is a predicted model, not a curated record. Gene Ontology annotation, molecular function: cyclin-dependent protein serine/threonine kinase regulator activity.
AAAAAAAAAAGCACAUAGUCACAAAAUAUUAGUAUACAGAGGAAUUUACCAUUUCAUCCUUCCCUAUUCCAAAAUUUAGAGUACAAUAUAUUCUUCUCUUCUUCACAUUUCACAACACCCCACUCCACCACUCUCUCUCUCUCACUCAAUUCUCAUUUUUCAGUUUUUUAGCAGAUUGAAUCUAGCAACUUUGCAAACCCUAGUUUUUAAGGAUGGGUCAGAUCCAGUACUCCGAGAAGUAUUUCGAUGAUACCUAUGAGUAUAGACAUGUGGUCCUGCCUCCAGAAGUCGCCAAAAUGCUUCCCAAGAAUCGUCUUCUCUCCGAAAACGAGUGGAGGGCGAUUGGGGUUCAGCAGAGUCGUGGUUGGGUUCACUACGCAAUCCAUCGCCCUGAGCCACACAUAAUGCUUUUCAGGAGGCCAUUGAAUUAUCAGCAACAGCAGGAAAACCAGGCCCAGCAAAGCAUGCUUGUCAAAUGAAACACCUCCCUUUGAAAAUCUGAAAGUUGAAUACAUUGUUAUAUAGGUUUUUAAUUUUGUUGGAAUAUGGGUGUUAUGAAGACCUUACUCUGGUGGAAUUCUCUUUUAGUGGAGAAUUUUCACUUGUUUUUAGUUGUCAUUUGAAUGCGUUGUGGUCAUGGUGUUUCUUGGAGUUGCGUUGGUGUAGUGUACCUCUCGUGUACUCUUAUGCAUGGUGGAUUAUAAUAGUAGUCAUUUUCAGUUGCAUUCUGCUA